Messenger RNA from Filobasidium floriforme, 1391 nucleotides. RefSeq lists its product as uncharacterized. NCBI's taxonomy places the organism in Eukaryota, Fungi, Basidiomycota, Tremellomycetes, Filobasidiales, Filobasidiaceae. Gene Ontology annotation, cellular component: cytoplasm. The record is from RefSeq and is a predicted model, not a curated record. Gene Ontology annotation, molecular function: flavin adenine dinucleotide binding; electron-transferring-flavoprotein dehydrogenase activity. The transcript is spliced from 5 exons. Bases 124 to 1275 code for a protein of 383 amino acids.
AGAAGGGACAUCAUCUCUUUCGACCUCGACUCGCAACUCAUCACCACAGCAAUAAGCACCACAAUACCUCAUAUAUCUCUUCCUCCAGAGCCUUCUUAUCCUCACCCGAUCGCCUUCUCAAACAUGCUCAACGUCGUUAUCAUCGGAGCCUCGACCGCCGGUCACAUCAUCGCCUCCCAACUCGCACCCAAGCUUCCUGCCAGCCACCGUAUCGUGAUCAUCGACCCGGCCCCAACCUCUUACUGGCCCAUCGCCAGUCUUCGAGCCGCCGUUGUUCCCGGCUUCGAAUCCAAGGUCUACCAUAAGCUCGAGCAGAAGAACUUUUUCCCGGCCAACAGCAAGAACGUCUUGGUGCGACAAAGGGUGGUCAGCGUCGAGCCCGCUUCGAUCGUCCUCGAUGGCGAGUUUGAGGGUUCCAGCCAGGUUCCUUUCGAUGCCCUUGUGUUCGCGACUGGUGCCUCCCAGCCUUUCCCUAUGCGACCCAAGCAGGAGUGGUCUGCCGAGGAGAUCGAGCGACACUUCAAGGUCAUGCAGCAAGAGAUCGCCGCGUCCAAGAACAUCAUCGUCAUGGGUGGCGGUCCUACCGGUAUCGAGUUUGUUGGAGAAAUCCUGGGCAAAUUCACCGGCGCUGAAGCCAAGAAUAUCACCCUCAUCCACCGACCUCAACAACUGAUCGAUGCUCGUGCUUACAAGAAACUCGCUACGACGCUCGAACAGAAACUCCGAAAGGCCGGGGUCAACCUCGUUCUCGGUGACGAGCACGUUGCCGGACCCGAGUUCAAGGUCGGCAAGCAGGAUGCCGGGGCAGUCGUCAGGACCAAGCAGGGCAAAGAAAUCCCGGCCGAUUAUGUCUUUGUCGCUGUGGGGAACUCGCCGAACACUCAGCUGCUGGAGCAGGUCGACCCCUCGGCCGUGUCCGCCAACAAGUUGAUCAAGGUCAACGAUCAUUUGCAGGUCAAAUCCACCUUUUUCACCAACCCUAACGUUUUCGCCGCCGGAGACUGUGCCGACGCACCCGGUUGGAGGUCAUUCGUCUCGAGCGAGACCGAGGCCGGAACGGUCACUACCAAUCUGUUGGCCGCGAUCAAGAAGAGCUCGUUGAAGGUUCACAAGGCGGGGCCGCGGGCGAUGGUCGUUCCUCUCGGCACGACUGACGGGGCCGGGUUCGCCCAACUUCCUCUUUUGGGGGACUCGAUGCUCCCAGAAUUCCUUAUCCCCACGGUCAAGGGAAAAGACCUCUUCACGGCCAAGUUCCACGGCCGGUUCUUGGCCUAGAGCGAUUCGAUCAGUACGGGCCUUUCUCUGCGUUGUAUAUUUAUCCUUUAGAUUUCGUUCUUUGCAUGUCUAGUUUCUAGACUUCUUGAAUAUAAUAAUAUCAUUCACACGAUGGG